UGGCAAGUAAACACCAGCAUACACACAUACCCUGGAGACCUCUGCGCCUCCUUCUGAAAACAACGCCUACUGACACGCUCACAGGCAGCAAGAUCUUUAUGAAACAUUACAGCGAGACUCGUCUGACGAUCAACGCUGAGCAGCUUAUCCAGAGUGAAAAGCUUAAAGGUGGGGGUUUUGCAGCGGUUUGUUUAUCCUGACAAUGCGUCCACACGGGUCAAAAAGCGUAUUGGGAGUAGCAAUGUUGGUUCUGCUGGCAGGCUGUCAACAAUGUGUCUCAGCUGACAGUGAUACUUUGGCUCCACCAGAGGUCUCACAGCACAAUGGCAGUCUGUAUGCAGCCUGCAAAAUGAGGCCCAGCACCUCACUACCUGAGGAUCUGCCCAAAGUGUACGGUCAGAUGCUGUUUAAGCAGGAUUAUCCUCAGGGAAAACUCAAAGUCCUUCUUCGGUUCAGUGGUUUCCCCAGAGAGGGUGAUGCAGAGCCCAGAGCGUUGCACAUCCAUCAGUACGGAGACCUGAGCCAGGGGUGUGACUCCACUGGCGGCCACUACAAUCCACAUGGUGUAAAUCACCCCUACCAUCCUGGAGACUUUGGUAACUUUGAGCCCCAGCAAGGAAAAAUCACUGCAGCGAUAGAAUCUGAGGCAACACUGUUUGGAGGGAUGUCUGCGAUUGGAAGAGCAGUGGUGCUCCAUGAAAAGAUAGAUGACUUGGGUCAAGGUGGAGACGCUGGGAGCCUUCUGCAUGGAAACGCAGGCCGGAGGCUUGGCUGCUGCAUUAUUGGGAUUUCCUCCCCCAAACUCUGGAAUAUGCACAGUAAGCUGUACAAUAGGCAGCUGACGAGAAAUUAGUCUUACAGUAGUGGCAUAUACUGUAGGUCAGCUUACUGAUUUACCCCUUUGUAUUCAUUGCACUCCUUGAAUGAUACCAAGAAAAAUCAGUGACUCCCAACAAAUCCCCAUUCUCCAAACAUUCUGGUCUGGGCCAACUUAGUUUAUGUACUUACAGUUACUAAGAAUAAAAUAUAAUGAUUCAGAUGCUACAUAUUUUUAGCCAUUUAGUUUUGCUAGAGGUGCAUUUAGUUGGUCGGUCCACCACUUUGAUCCAGAUUAAAUACUUUUAUAACUACUGUAUAGGGCGGGGCGAUACGGCCAAAAAUGUUAUCAUGAUAAACUGUUCCAUGUCUUUCGAUAUCGAUAAUUAUCACGAUAAGUAUCAAAUUGUUAUUUCUCUAAAGCUUAAAGGCUGAUUUUUGCUCUUGAGUGAAAGUUGAAGAAACCUGAUGGUUAAUUGGGGUUUAAACUCUUUUUUAUGGUCAACACUUGAUGCCAAACAGUGAAUCACUUCACAAAUCUGAGGUAGAACAUUCAAAACAAUUAUCAUAAAAUCUUUACCAACAAAUAUGCAUUAUGUAAAAGUAAGUAAAAGCUUUUUCAGUCCUAUGUCCUCAACAAAAUAAACAAUGUUUAUUGAAUAUUUUUUAAACAUUUGUUAUAUUGUUAUUGAAAAAAAUGUAUAUCGCGGUAAUUAUUGUUUUAUUGUCCAGCCCUACUCCUGUAUGGGCUGCCAUGAAAUUUGGUAGACAUUCACUGUUCCUAGAAUAUUUAUUCCACAGACUUUGGUGAUCCUCUAACUUUUCCUAUAGCACCAUCAAGUCAAAUUUUCAAUUUGUCCAAUACUUAGUUUUAUGACCAUAUACUUGCAACGAAAUUGCAUCUUACUGAGCUGUAGGCUACUUUGUAUUUAGGUAGCAUAAAUGGUAGCAUGCUAACGUGCCAAACAAAGAUGGUGAACAAGGUAAACGUUACACCUGCAUGCAUCAGCAUAUUAACAUUGUCAUUUGAGAACAUGUUAGCCUGCAUUACAUACAGUUUAAAUCUUUACAUCCAGGGCAGCAUGUCACAAUAUACAGUAUCAAAUGGUUCAUCUCAUUUUGGAUUCUAUAUUUAAAAUGAAUGUUAAAAUACAGUAGAUAAAUGAUUUUGCAGAAAUAAAUCCAUUUUGCACAUUUCAAUACAUACAUACAUAUACAUACAUAUCCUAUGUCAUUUCUAUCUGGUGAGUUAAUAUUUUUCACCACAAAAACAUAAUCAAGACAUCGGUGCUGGUAAUCUAGAUGCUGUGGCUUUGUUGUGUUUCAGACGAAUAAGUUCUGUCAAUGUUUCAAUGCCAACUGACAAAUUAUUGUAAACUAAAAGCAUGGAUAAUAAAAUACAAUGCAAUUAUC
This is a messenger RNA of Micropterus dolomieu (smallmouth bass), 2229 nucleotides long. RefSeq names its product extracellular superoxide dismutase [Cu-Zn]-like. Gene Ontology annotation, molecular function: superoxide dismutase activity; copper ion binding. The transcript has 2 exons. The record is from RefSeq and is a predicted model, not a curated record. NCBI's taxonomy places the organism in Eukaryota, Metazoa, Chordata, Actinopteri, Centrarchiformes, Centrarchidae. Gene Ontology annotation, biological process: removal of superoxide radicals. The coding region runs from base 203 to 853 and encodes 216 amino acids.